Messenger RNA from Scophthalmus maximus (turbot), 2354 nucleotides. RefSeq names its product bromodomain containing 9 (gene brd9). The record is from RefSeq and is a predicted model, not a curated record. NCBI's taxonomy places the organism in Eukaryota, Metazoa, Chordata, Actinopteri, Pleuronectiformes, Scophthalmidae. Gene Ontology annotation, cellular component: nucleus. Gene Ontology annotation, biological process: regulation of transcription by RNA polymerase II. The transcript has 17 exons. The coding region runs from base 115 to 2142 and encodes 675 amino acids.
CGCCUGCCGCUAGCGCUCUCGCUGCUAAUGUUUGUUUCAGCCAGGGCGACGCUAGCAACCGAGUGUCAGCAUCAUCGCGAUACACAACCAGACUGCGGGAAAUAACACGGAGACAUGGGGAAGAAACACAAGAAACACAAGCCGGAGUGGAGAACAGUAGACGACUACGAGGACAAGGCUCUUGAGAAGCCCCUGAAGCUUGUGCUCAAAGUUGGAGGAAGUGAGGUGACGGAGCUCUCCGGCUCAGGGCAUGACUCCAGCUACUACGAUGACAGGUCAGACCAUGAGCGAGAACGCCACAAAGAGAAGAAGAAGAAGAAAAAGAAGAAAUCUGAGAAGGAUAAAGACAAGUAUGGGGACGAUGACGAGCGACGGCGGCGAAAGGAGGAAAAGAGGAAGAAGAGGGAGCGAGAGCAAAAUGAAUCCGAGGCAGCAGCUGCUGCGUCUGCUGUGUCUGCCAGUGCCGGUGCCGGUGUACCUGUUGAACCUUUCACGUUGUCUAAAAGUCUAACUAUCGGCUUAGAGCCUGAAGAGAAGAAGAAAAAGAAAGAGAGGUAUGAGAUAGAGUCUGAAGUGGAUGAGUUCCACCCUAGUAUGAAGGUGGACAUGGAUCCGCAAGGAGACAGACCAAUCAGAGCAUGCAGGACACAACAAGAGAAUGAGUCUACGCCUCGUCAACAAUUGUUGGAGCACUUCUUACGUCAGCUGCAGAGGAAAGACCCCCAUGGAUUCUUCUCAUUUCCAGUAACCGACGCAAUUGCUCCUGGCUACUCAAUGAUAAUCAAACAUCCGAUGGACUUCAGCACCAUGAAAGACAAGAUCGGAGACAAUGAGUACAACACAGUGACAGAGUUCAAGGCGGACUUUAAACUGAUGUGUGACAAUGCAAUGGUGUACAACCGACCAGAGACUGUCUACUACAAGGCUGCCAAGAAACUGCUCCAUACUGGAUUCAAGAUGAUGAGCAAGGAGCGGCUUUUGGCUCUGAAACGCAGCAUGUCUUUCAUGCAAGAGAUGGAUUUCACCCAGCAGGCAGCCAUUUUGGGAGAUGAAGACCUCGCAGCUGAUGUAACCCCUCCAGAGAUUAUCCCCAUCCCGGUGGAAUCGGCGAAGAAGUCCAAGAAGCAACCAGUCAAAGACAUGAAAGAAGUCAUCAGUUACCUGUAUGAACCAGAGGGAAAUGCUUGCAGCCUGACUGACAGCACUGCAGAAGAGCACGUCCUGGCCCUGGUGGAACACUCUGCCGAUGAAGCCAGAGAUCGCAUCAACCGAUACAUGCCAAACUCCAAGAUGGGUCACUUGCGUAAAGAAUCAGAUGGCUCUCUUCUAUAUACUGUUGUAAAUCAGCUUGAUCCUGAUGCUGAAGAAGAGGAGACCCAUAAAGUGGACCUGAGUUCUCUGUCAAAUAAACUCCUGCCUGGAUUAACAACCUUGGGUUUCAAAGACGACAGGAGACACAAAGUGACUUUCCUGAGCAGUGCCUACAACACCCAGAGCCUUCAGAAGAACUCUGUGUUUCCAGACUUGCUGCCUGAUGAGGUGGACAUGCUCUAUUCAGCUUAUGGAGACGACACAGGGGUACAAUGUGCUUUGAGUAUACAGGAGUUUGUCAAAGGCUGUGGAAGUGUCACCAAGCAUUGGGUCGAUGGUCUUUUGGAUAAGAUGACCGCAGACGAUCACUCCAAAGCGGUCAAUCAGAUCCGACAGAAAAGAAACAUGAUGCUGAAACCUGAUGAAACCAAGUCCAACAUUUGUGAUAUACAGAUGGCAGAUGGCACUGGCCUGGGGGAGAGCGGCUCAGUCCUGGACUUCAUGGCAAUGAAGAGCUAUCCUGAUAUGUCUCUGGAUAUUUCCAUGCUUAACUCAUUGGGUAAACAAGUGAAAAAAGAGCCAGGGAACGAGGACAGCCAGCAGCAGUUUGAUGAGGCAGACAAACUCCUGCAGGAGUUCCAGGAUGCUCAGGCUGACAGAGUCGGCUCCAGACCCUCGUCCAACCUGUCCUCCCUCUCUAAUGCCUCUGAGAGGGACCAGCACCACCUAGGGAGCCCCUCACACCUGGGUGUCGGGGACCAGUCGGAAAUGGUUCACGAUCCCUACGAGUUCCUGCAAUCUCCAGAGCCCGAGAGCUCUGCCAACAGCUGACCGCACACACACUGCCAUUUUCUUAUCCUGGUGCUAACGACACUCGGUGCUCUGUUGGACUGUUUAAACACCGUGGAGACAGGCGGCGGGAGCAACUCAUCUGUUUUAUAGACUGAAUAUGAUUGUACAGGCUGUUUGUAGUGUAAAUGUAUGGUGGGUUUUUUUGCAUGAGUGCAACAUCUGAAAAAUAAACGAUUGCACCUGUAUUUAAA